AUGACAGAAGUGAAAGGAACUCCCAUCAUUAAAGGUUCACGAACAAUGCAAAUAACUGGCUUAUAUAAAGGAAGGGCAAUUAUUAUAAACGACUCUUACAGUGGUAUAAAUAAGAAGCUUAAACUAUUUCCUGCUAUGUUUAACUUACAAACAGGACCGAAAGAAGUAUUUCCUUACAACUACUACAGCAGUACUUUGUUAGCAAAUGACAACAGAACUGGUGUCAUUUCUGAAGCGUGUAAGUUUAUCCGGGAUGCGGAUACGUUCAUGAAAAACAUAGAUUCCAUCAAAGGUUGCAGAAUAGAUGAGAACCACUUCGACUUAGAAAAGUAUAGCACAUUCUAUUGCAAACAAGAUGUAAGAAUUUUAAGAGAAGGUUUUGUUAAGUUCCGCAAUGUCAUAUUGAAAGAAUUUGAUUUAAACGUAUAUGACUACGUUAGUAUUUGUUCUAUUGCUAACAAAUUGUUUGAGAACAGAGUAUACUUCCCGAAUGGAAAUUUAUAUGACCUCUCAAAUAAACCAAGAGAAUUUAUUUCAUGCUGUAUUCAAGGUGGAAGAUGUAUGCUGUCAGAUAACAUGAAACAAAAGAGCGAAAAGAAACUCAUUGCUGACUUCGACGCUGUUUCAUUAUAUCCAUCAGCUAUAGCAAGACUUUAUACUUUAGAAGGAAUUCCAAAGGUUAUGAAGAAAGAAAUGUUAAGCACAGAGUAUCUCAUGAAACAUUUAUUCGAUGACGACCAAAAGGAACCCAUUGGUGAAAAGUUUGUGUCUGGCUUCUUUGUUCUCAUUAAGAUAACAGAGAUUGGAAUACAUAGACACUUUCCUUUAAUAGUUUGUGACCCUGAACUAAAUCCAGAACUUAACGUUCCCAGAAGUUCAAACACUUGCUGUUUAAUGUAUGUUGACCAUAUAACAUUACAAGACCUCAUAAAAUAUCAAGGUGUCAAAUGUGAAGUGUUGCAAGGAUACUAUUACGAUGGAAACAGAGAUAUUAGAAUAAGAGAUGAAGUAAAGAAGUUGUUUGAGUUAAGGUUAA
Molecule: messenger RNA, 1036 nt
Organism: Trichomonas vaginalis G3
Lineage: Eukaryota; Parabasalia; Trichomonadida; Trichomonadidae
Product: organellar and viral DNA polymerase type B
Exons: 1
Biological process (GO): DNA replication
Molecular function (GO): nucleotide binding; DNA binding; DNA-directed DNA polymerase activity
Source: RefSeq, a predicted model, not a curated record